AUGCAAGCAAUGCCACAGGAGAAGAGGAAGAAAACUGAGGAGGAAGUCGCCGGAGAAGAUGAAACGGAAGCGAAUCCGGAAGGUUUGAAGUUGAGGAAGGACUCAGCUGGAAAUUUCUGGGCAGAGCUGUCCGACCCCAAAGAAAAGAGAGGAGGGAAGACCCAAAAGAGGAUAACUGUCAACAAAUUUAAGGGGAAUGUAAAUAUCCACCUGAGGGAAUAUUAUGAGAAAGACGGGGAUUUUCUUCCUGGGAAAGCCGGUAUUGCAUUGAGUCAAGAACAAUGGAAACUGGCCAUUUCUCUGGCGGAGCAAGUGAAGGAAGCGGUGAAGGCACUAGAAAAAGAAUGA
Messenger RNA from Guillardia theta CCMP2712, 348 nucleotides. RefSeq lists its product as hypothetical. The coding region runs from base 1 to 348 and encodes 115 amino acids. Gene Ontology annotation, molecular function: transcription coactivator activity; DNA binding. The transcript is spliced from 5 exons. The record is from RefSeq and is a predicted model, not a curated record. Lineage: Eukaryota; Cryptophyceae; Pyrenomonadales; Geminigeraceae. Gene Ontology annotation, biological process: positive regulation of transcription initiation by RNA polymerase II.